This is a messenger RNA of Moneuplotes crassus, 2344 nucleotides long. Lineage: Eukaryota; Ciliophora; Spirotrichea; Euplotida; Euplotidae. The record is from the annotation of a GenBank genome assembly.
AUGGACUCUCAUUUUGGCCAGCCUCGUUCAACCAAGCAUCAUGCUGGUUCGAUGAUGAACCAGAGGAUCUCUAAUCAAAAGAAAUCGAAGCGUACCUUAAAAGAGGGGAAAAGAAAAUCUUCAUGAGGUAGUAAGAAGAGAUCGGGAGCAAACUCCAGCCUGAGUCUCGCUAAGGAUGAUUAUAAGAAAUGAUCGAGCAACUUCAGGUAUAUGAACCAAGCUUGAAAUAAAAUUACAAUCGAGACAUCUAAAAAUAGCUCAAUGGCUCAUAAUAAUCGUCCAGGGACUUGUAUUGGUAAACCUAAGAUUGGAACUUUUAAAGCGAGAUCAGGAAAAUAUAAGAAGACAAAGAAAACCUCCACUUCGCCUCUUCUCUCGAGGAGAGCAAGCAAAGGAACUGAGAGUGCCAGGAGACAGUCCUCUAAGCUUCAUAAAAAUGGAAGCUGUAAUUCAAAACGGAGUUUGAAGAAUGAAAAGGGAAAACUUAAAAUUCUGAUCAAUGACUUAGACCAUAGUCCCACUUCGAUACACACAGGAAAUUGGAUGGGGUAUCCCUCUUCUCGAGUGUAUGAUACCUGUAAAUCAAAGAAAAGUUUGAAAUCAUGCAAAUCUAUGAGAAAUAUAGAAUCAAAAUCCUAUUCCUGUCGGAACAGGAAAGAGGAGCAAAAGAUGCACAAGUCCAAAAAUAAUAGGUCGGCUCGAGAUAACAAGGCAACAUAUUCUAACUACCUUGCUUCUGAGCCUUUAUCUAAGCUAUCUAUGUUCAAUAACCUUAUUGGGGCUCAUGGUCCUAAAAGGUCGAUAGAUUCAGGUGGAACUCCAACUCUUAAGAAAGAUAGAAACUCAUUAGGCAGCAACAAGGGAGGGAGUGUCAAAUGUAGUCGUAAGAGUAGCAAUAAAAAGCCUAAAAUCUGUGUAUAUGAUAGUAACCAAUACACCUCAAAUAUGUACGCUAAUGAGUACACUAAUUCUGCGCAGACAAGCCAGUUUACAUUUGGAGCAGGACCUGACUCCAAAGCUUCUGAUAAUGGACUCUCAGGAACAACUUCAGCCAACAAAAGUAUCAAUAAGGACAAUGUGGUCAAGAGGAAUAGUGAUGCCUCUUCUUUAAAAAAAUAAGUUGAGACAUAAAAGCAAGAGGUCUAAUGCAUCAGAGAAACAUCAGAGAAGUGACUCUAGAGGAUCUAAAAAGAGCAGAAAAGGAUCAAAGAAAUAAAUUUUCAAGGAAUAAUAACCACAGGUUUAGUGGAUAUUUGGGCAAAAGUUCAGUGAAAAGGUCAUCCUCAAAGUCUCGUAACGGAUUGUAUAAGUCAUCUUCGUCAAAUAAUCACCAGCUAAAAUCGAAAUCAGGUUUGAAACUUGGAGAUUUUAUGCAUGCUGGUUUGACUCCAAGUAGCCAAUCCUAUUUUAAAAAUGGUAAUUUUCCGAGUGUCAGUCCUUUUCUUGCAAAGAUGACACAGAAAUCAAAGAAAUCUCGAAAUGAGGGAUUAUUUAAGGUCCAGACAAAUCAGAAAAGCGCUGACAAAUUUUUGAAUCUUCUUCCAAAUGGAAAGGGAGUAUCUACUAAAUCCAGGAACGCAAUCUUGACCCAGAUAAAAUCAACUGCUCAUGCGAAGACCAAUUCGUAUUUCAACAUUCCUGGGUUUGCUUAUGGAACUAAUGAUAAGAGCAAAAAUUCCAGCUCAGACAGAAGCUCAGGAUCUCGCUCUAAGAAGAGUUUUAAGAAUGAAAAUCAAGUUAACUCCUUAAUAGCCAAGAAAUUAUUAAAUGAUAACCAUCACACAAGCGGCUUAUUGCCUGUUAAUAACUGCUCAGGAGCUUCUACCCAAGGUAGCUCUAUAAGAGAUUUUAAGAGUACUUCAAAGAGGAAGUUCCAGCAAGAAUGCUACUACAAAUCAGCUCAAAAUCCUUCUAAAUAAAUGAGGCAAGAACACUACUGAUGGCUCAAAGACUACUAAUCCUAAAUAUGAGUCUAUAAGCCCCAAUAUUAUCCUAGUUGAAGAGACUAAGGCUGAUGAGGCUUAUAAGCAAUCUUUGCAGAACAAAGUCAGGCAUAAGAAUAAGAACCUUCAUGAAUAUUUUGUGAACAAUGAUACUCCUCUUGAAAGUCCACUCCAUCUCCCAAGAGCGAGAGAUUCGGUUCAAAAUCUCCCAAAAGUGCAUAAGACUAUUGAGUCUGAUGACCGGAAUCAAAGCAGCUCAUAUUUAGAUUUGAUCAAUUUAAAUAGUGAGGAGGUGAGCUUGAUCGAGCAGAAUACCUCUCAUUUAAAUGAUUCGCCUCACAAAGAGACUCAGAAAGACCUCCAAGAGCUAAUUGCAAUUCUUGGGAAAUUUGAAUCGUAGU